GGAAACUUGAAAUAAAUGAACUGAAAGCUCAAAUAGACAUGUUGAUCUCAAGGUCCCAUUUAUGUUGCUUGAUUUUCUUUUCAAGUCUUAUCAGCAUAGUUAUAAGCCAAACUCACAUGUCAUCUCCUAAAGAUCAUACUGCCUUAUUCAUAUUUGGAGACUCAUUAUUUGAUGCUGGCAACAAUAAUUAUCUCAAAAACCCUAUCGGCAGAGCAAAUUUCUGGCCGUAUGGCGAGACGUUUUUCAAGUAUCCUACCGGAAGGUGCUCUGAUGGUCGAAUAAUUCCAGAUUUUAUAGCUGAGUAUUUGAAUCUGACAUACAUUGGACCGUAUCUUGAGCCUGGUAAACAUAAUUUCAAAAAUGGAGUAAGUUUUGCGUCAGGAGGAGCUGGUGCUCUUGAUGAAACUCAUCAAGGAAAGACGAUCAGCCUUAAAACUCAGCUGAAAUAUUUCAAGAAAGUGAAGCAGCAGAUGAAACAAAAAUUAGGUGACAGAGAGACCAAAAAAUUGUUGUCUAGAGCUAUUUACUUGUUUAGCAUUGGAACCAACGAUUAUUUGUCUCCUAUUCUGACAAAUUCGAGUUUGUUACAAUCCUACACUAAACAAGAAUAUGUAGGCAUGGUUAUUGGCAACCUCACAAGAGUCCUCCAAGAAAUACAUGAGAAUGGUGGAAGGAAAUUUGGAUUUGUUAGUGUGGGAGCAGUAGAUUGUCUACCGAACGUGAGAGCAUUUAACUCUGAAAAAUCGGGUGGCUGCGUGAAACAAGUUACGAAAAUCGUUAAAUUACACAACAAACAGUUUUCUAUUGUCAUGAAACAGCUACAGACUCAGCUGCAUGGAUUUAAGUAUUCUGAUUUUGAUUUCUACAAAUCAUUAAGUGAAAGAAUCAAAAAUCCUUUCGGAUAUGGGUUCAAGGAGGCAAAAUCGGCAUGCUGUGGCAGAGGACGAUUCAGGGGAACGGGAAAUUGUGGAGGGAAGGGAAAUUUGUUCGAAUUAUGUGACAAUCCCGAUGAAUAUUUGUUCUAUGACGGACAUCCUACAGAGAAGGCUAACCAUCAAUUUGCAGAGCUGUUAUGGAGUGGGAGUACGGCGUUUACGAGGCCUUGUAAUCUUGAACAAUUGCUUCUCUCUGAAAAUCUUGUAUUAGAAUGAUGGGUGAUGAUUGUGAAAAGUUUUUGAAUCAAGACAUAAGAGUAAAUUAGAAUCGCAAGUUCUAUGUCCUGUAAUUUCAGGUUUUUUCUAGGGAAAAGGUUCUGUGUUGCCCCUAAUAUUAAAAUUGGAGUAUGAACAAGGCCCUGCUAAUAUAUUUAUCUUAAAUAUACUCUAAAUUUUUUAAAAA
This is a messenger RNA of Mercurialis annua (annual mercury), 1338 nucleotides long. Its product is annotated as GDSL esterase/lipase 2-like. Gene Ontology annotation, molecular function: lipase activity. The record is from RefSeq and is a predicted model, not a curated record. The transcript has 5 exons. Gene Ontology annotation, biological process: lipid metabolic process. NCBI's taxonomy places the organism in Eukaryota, Viridiplantae, Streptophyta, Magnoliopsida, Malpighiales, Euphorbiaceae. The coding region runs from base 39 to 1151 and encodes 370 amino acids.